AUGUCGGCCGCACCUGCUAGGCUUCAAAAGGAACUGACCAAUUUAACCAGCGCCAGCAACAACAAAAUAUUCAGAAAUGUGACGGUGGAUCCCUCAAACAUGCGUUUGUGGACGGGAUAUAUUAUUCCAGAAGAGCCUCCUUACAAUAAGGGUGCUUUCAAGAUUGAAAUCAACUUCCCUGCAGAGUAUCCUUUCAAACCUCCGAAAGUGACUUUCAGGACACCUAUCUAUCAUCCGAAUAUUGACGAGAAGGGUCAGAUUUGCUUGCCGAUAAUCAUUGCGGAAAAUUGGAAACCGGCCACCAAGAUCGAGCAUGUUGUGCAAGCUUUGGUCGCGAUGUUACACUCACCUGAAACUGAGCAUCCACUUCGUAGUGAUGUGGCAGAGGAAUACCAGAAGGACAUCAAAAAAUUUAUGAAGACGGCGGAGGAACACACGAGAAAAUUUGCGGAGAAACUGCCACCUCCCUAA
Molecule: messenger RNA, 471 nt
Organism: Dicrocoelium dendriticum
Lineage: Eukaryota; Metazoa; Platyhelminthes; Trematoda; Plagiorchiida; Dicrocoeliidae
Source: the annotation of a GenBank genome assembly